CGCGUGCGCGGCGUCGCUGCUGGGCCAGUCGGGACGGAGGAGACAAAAUGGCGCUGCGGGCGAUGCGGGGGAUUGUCAACGGGGCCGCACCCGAGCUACCCGUGCCCACCGGUGGGCCGGUGGUGGGAGCUCGGGAGCAGGCGCUGGCCGUCAGUCGGAACUACCUCUCCCAGCCUCGCCUCAGUUAUAAAGACAGUAUUGGAGUCAAUGGUCCGCUAGAUUUAGAUCAUGUUAAGUUUCCCAGGUAUGCUGAAAUCGUCCAUUUGACCUUACCAGAUGGCACAAAGAGAAGUGGGCAAGUUCUGGAAGUUAGUGGUUCCAAGGCAGUAGUUCAGGUAUUUGAAGGGACUUCAGGUAUAGAUGCUAAGAAAACGUCCUGUGAGUUUACUGGGGAUAUUCUCCGAACACCAGUGUCUGAGGAUAUGCUUGGUCGGGUAUUCAAUGGAUCGGGAAAACCCAUUGACAGAGGUCCUGUUGUACUGGCUGAAGACUUCCUUGAUAUCAUGGGUCAGCCAAUCAACCCUCAAUGUCGAAUCUACCCAGAGGAAAUGAUUCAGACUGGCAUUUCAGCCAUCGAUGGAAUGAACAGUAUUGCCAGGGGGCAGAAAAUUCCUAUCUUCUCUGCUGCUGGGCUACCACACAAUGAGAUUGCAGCUCAGAUCUGUCGCCAGGCUGGUUUGGUAAAGAAAUCCAAAGAUGUAGUAGACUACAGUGAGGAAAAUUUUGCAAUUGUAUUUGCUGCUAUGGGUGUAAACAUGGAAACUGCCCGAUUCUUCAAAUCUGACUUUGAAGAAAAUGGCUCAAUGGACAAUGUCUGCCUCUUUUUGAACUUGGCGAAUGACCCAACCAUUGAGCGAAUUAUCACUCCUCGCCUGGCUCUAACCACAGCUGAAUUUCUGGCAUACCAAUGUGAGAAACACGUACUGGUUAUCCUCACAGACAUGAGUUCUUACGCUGAAGCACUUCGAGAGGUUUCAGCAGCCAGGGAAGAGGUUCCUGGUCGACGAGGCUUCCCAGGUUACAUGUAUACAGAUUUAGCCACAAUAUAUGAACGCGCUGGGCGAGUGGAAGGGAGAAACGGCUCGAUUACUCAAAUCCCUAUUCUUACCAUGCCUAAUGAUGAUAUCACUCACCCAAUCCCGGACUUGACUGGCUACAUUACAGAGGGGCAGAUCUAUGUGGACAGACAGCUACACAACAGACAGAUUUAUCCACCUAUCAAUGUGCUACCCUCACUAUCACGGUUAAUGAAGUCUGCUAUUGGAGAAGGGAUGACCAGGAAGGAUCAUGCUGAUGUAUCUAACCAGCUGUAUGCGUGCUAUGCUAUUGGGAAGGAUGUACAAGCCAUGAAAGCUGUCGUUGGAGAAGAAGCCCUUACCUCAGAUGAUCUUCUCUACUUGGAAUUUCUGCAGAAGUUUGAGAGGAACUUUAUUGCUCAGGGUCCUUACGAAAAUCGCACUGUCUUUGAGACUUUGGACAUUGGCUGGCAGCUGCUCCGAAUCUUCCCCAAAGAAAUGCUGAAGAGAAUCCCUCAGAGCACCCUCAGCGAAUUUUACCCUCGAGACUCUGCGAAGCAUUAGCUGCCGCUUCUGCGCUGCUCCACACUCUUGUGAAAUACUGGUUCUAUUUUCUUUAUUCCUUUUGCGCUCCCCAAUCCCCACCUUUGUGUUGGAGUUUACUGUGUUACCCUGUAAUUAAAAACAAAGAAUAGGUAACAUAUUGUGCCAGUGUUGCAACGUUUUAAACUGCUAACAGACCUUAAAAUAUCCCGUUCAGAAAACCUGGGUCCUCAGUGCUAUGUUUAAAGUAGCUGCAGGGAUGGAGUGGCGUUUUCCUAUUGCUGUAUGUAUUGUACAUAGCGGAGUAGUUAGUUACCUGAUAACGGUCUCAUUAUUUGGGCCUCUUAGACCUUACCUCUCAACUCCCUCAAGAGUACCAGUCUCUGAAGUUAUAAUGCUUUGGUCUCUACAUUAGGGGCAAGAUCCGGUCUAAAAGAAGUCUCCUUUGAGAAGGGCCAAGAGGCCCUUUCCUGAGUGUGUGCUUUCGGUUUGUUGGUGUGCCUGUGUUGCUGGGCUGUGCUGAUGCUCGAAGCAGAUGGUUUUGACUGUCUACUUGCUCUUUCCUGUAUAAUGAAUAGAUGAGUGAAAGCAGUUUUCUUUUUCUCUUUAGUACAUAUGUAUUGGGAUUCCUGUGUCUUACAGCUCUCCCUCUCCAAAUAAUACACAGAAUCCUGCAACUUUUGCACAGCUGGUGUCUGUCAGGUAGCAGUGAGGCCCCUUGUCUUGGUGAUCCUUACUGGAUUUCCAAGCAGAGGAGUCACGUGAUUAAAAUCGCUAAUAGAGUUGUUGUUUGGGGUACAAGAUAAGAAGAAAGAAAAACCUACAGCCUUUCUACAUUCUGACAUACUAACAGUGGUUUCAGUUUCUAAAGUGUUUACCAGAUGCCGAAGGCAAGGUGGGGAGCAAACGCACUUAUGUUUACGGAUAUUUUAAACUCUGUUAGAGAGCAGCCUUUGAAAAUCCCCAAUUUUGUUUUACUUUUUGACCUCUCUCUACCUUUUCAGGGUAAUCUUUGUGGCACAAACGAUAGCAUUUCCAAGCUUUAGAGUUCUCUGAAUUCCUGCGCCUUCCUGAACGUGAGCCCUGAGCGAUCUUCUAUGCAGUUCUGCCAUGUGUCCUGUUUGGUCUCUCUGUGUUCUUUGUUACUUGUGCAAUAGCGACUUCCCUACUCCAUGCAUUCCAUCUUUCAUGUUGUGUAAAGUUCUUCACUUUUUUCUUUGAGGGGGUGGGGGUGGGGGGAGUCAGCAUGAUUAUAUUUUAAUGUAGAAAAUGUGACAUCUGGAUAUAAAAUGAAAUAAAUGUUAAAUUAAAUGGAA
Molecule: messenger RNA, 2875 nt
Organism: Macaca mulatta (Rhesus monkey)
Lineage: Eukaryota; Metazoa; Chordata; Mammalia; Primates; Cercopithecidae
Source: RefSeq, a predicted model, not a curated record